Molecule: messenger RNA, 282 nt
Organism: Peronospora matthiolae
Lineage: Eukaryota; Oomycota; Peronosporomycetes; Peronosporales; Peronosporaceae
Source: the annotation of a GenBank genome assembly
AUGCGAUGCGCAGCGGAAGCUGCUGAGAAGGCAGCUGAGCAUGUUAAUGCAGCUGCUCUUGACGAUGUCCAGACUCUAGCGGCAGACGAAGCAUCGUCUGCCGCUUUGACUCUUCCUGCAGCACCAGUUGCUGCAGAGGUACGUCUUGUGCCACCACGUGCUACUAAUGAUGAUGGUUACCAAGUGGAAUUUAUCAAUUCGGGGGAGGGGACGGUGGGUCCGACUGGUAGGAGACGCCUAGGUCGCCCGAGUCUCAAAGGGCGACCGAUUAAGAGCCUAUGA